CCCCAGCGCUUCUCCGCCUGACCUUGGCCCUGCAGGUGUCGGGGAACCGCCUCUGGGAAACGUGGGGCCGCAGUACCUGCUUUGUAAGGUGGUGGUGGGACUAAGGGUUCCGUCCUCUGAAGCACCGAGAGCUGUGCGUGGCUCCCAGGAAGGGAUCCAGGUCGCUAACUAUAAUGAGAAUAAGCGAUGAUCUUUCCAUCAUUACGCUUUGACAGUUCUCGUGUAACUGUUGUAGCUAUAGCAUACGCCUUGGGGUGAUGAGGAGGUUUUUGUUACUCUAUGCUACACAGCGAGGACAGGCAAAGGCCAUAGCAGAGGAAAUAUGUGAGAAAGCAGUUGCACGUGGAUUUUCUGCAGAUCUUCACUGUAUUAGUGAGUCAGAUAAGUACGACCUAAAAACCGAAACAGCGCCCCUUGUUCUCGUUGUUUCUACCACGGGCGACGGAGAUCCACCUGACACAGCCCGCAAGUUCGUUAAAGAAAUACAGGACAAGACACUGCCGGCUGAUUUCUUUGCUCACCUGCGGUAUGGGUUACUAGGUCUCGGUGAUUCAGAGUACACGUACUUCUGUAACGGGGGGAAGAUAAUUGAUAAACGGCUGCGGGAGCUUGGUGCCCAGCGUUUCUGUGACACUGGCCAUGCGGAUGACUGCGUGGGUUUAGAACUUGUGGUUGAGCCGUGGAUUGACGGACUCUGGGCUGCCCUCACGAAGCAUUUUAUGUCAAGUAGAGGAAAACAGGAGAUGAAUGGAGCUCUCACAAUGGCAUCUAAUGGCUCCUGGAGGACAGACCCCAUGAAACCGGAACUGUUACACAUCGAAUCACAAGUGGAACUUCUGAGAUUAGAUGAUUCAGGAAGAAAGAAUUCUGAGGUUUUGGAACAAAAUGCAGUGAACGGAGGUCAAUCAAAUGCUUUGGUUGCAGACUGUGAGUCUUCACUUACCCGUUCCAUACCUCCACUUUCACAAGCCUCUCUGCAUAUUCCUGCUUUACCACCAGAAUAUUUACAGGUACAUCUGCAGGAGCCUCUUGGCCAGGAGGAAAGCCAGGUAUCUGUGACUUCAGUGGAUCCAAUUUUUCAAGUUCCAAUUUCAGAGGCAGUUCAACUGACUACAAAUGAUGCCAUAAAAACCACUCUUCUGGUAGAAUUGGACAUUUCAAAAACAGAUUUUUCCUAUCAGCCUGGAGAUGCCUUCAACGUGAUCUGUCCCAACAAUGAUUCUGAGGUACAGAACCUCCUACAAAGACUACAACUUGAAGACCGAAGAGAACACCGUGUCCUCUUGCAAAUUAAGGCAGACACAAAGAAGAAAGGCGCAUCCUUGCCCCAACAUGUACCUGAGGGAUGUUCUCUCCAGUUCAUUCUUACCUGGUGCCUUGAAAUACGAGCAGUUCCUAAAAAGGCAUUUUUGCGAGCCCUGGUGGACUACACCAGCAAUGGUGCAGAAAAGCGAAGGCUACAAGAGUUGUGCAGUCGACAAGGAGCGGCCGACUAUAACCGUUUCGUAAGAGAUGCCUGUGCCAGCUUGUUAGACCUCCUCCUCGCUUUCCCGUCCUGCCAGCCACCCCUCAGUGUCCUGCUCGAACAUGUUCCUAAGCUCCAACCCAGACCAUAUUCAUGUGCAAGCUCCAGUCUGUUUCACCCAGGGAAGCUUCGUUUCAUUUUUAACGUUGUGGAGUUUUUGUCUAACACUGCGACGGUGGUUCUGCGGAAGGGCGUGUGCACGGGCUGGCUGGCCACGCUGGUGGAAUCACUUCUUCAGCCACACACGUGUGCGUCCCAUGCAAAUGGCGGGAGAGCCCUGGCUCCUGAGAUAUCCAUCUCUCCUCGAACAACAAAUUGUUUCCACUUACCAAAUGACCCGUCAGUCCCCAUCGUAAUGGUGGGUCCUGGGACCGGCAUAGCGCCCUUCAUUGGUUUCCUCCAGCACAGGGAGAAACUCCAAGAACAGCACCCAGAUGGACACUUCGGAGCGAUGUGGUUGUUUUUUGGCUGCAGAUAUGAGGAUCGGGAUUAUUUGUUCAGAGAAGAGCUCAGACGUUUCCAUAAGCUUGGAGUCCUAACUCACCUGAAGGUUUCCUUCUCAAGAGAUGCUUCUGCUGGGGAGGAGGAAGCCCCAGCAAAGUAUGUGCAGGACAACAUCCGGCUUCACAGCAAGCAAGUGGCAAGAGUGCUUCUUCAGGAGGACGGAUGCAUUUAUGUGUGUGGAGAUGCUAAGAAUAUGGCCAAGGAUGUAAAUGAUACCCUCGUGGAAAUCAUAAGCAAAGAGGCUGGAGUUGAAAAACUAGAAGCAAUGAAAACAUUGGCUACUUUAAAAGAAGAAAAGCGGUAUCUUCAGGAUAUUUGGUCAUAAAAUGAGAAAAAUAAAGGAAGAGAAUUAAGCUUUUUUGGCCAAAAGUACCCAAAGACAAUUUUACCGAAGCUGAGGCUUCAAUUUUUAAAAUUAAAAUGUUUUGUAGCAUUUCUUGGAGGAGGAAGGGUGGGGAGUGGGUCACUUAACAGUGUCGCAAACUUCCGGUGCGGCUUUCCACAUCUGCCCAUCCGCAGACCGCCCUGUCGCUCGGGGCCCUGAGCUGAGAGGCAGCCCUCAUGCCUCCACCAGCACCUGCCGGGGCCCCUUUCCACCCUGGAGAGCCCCGAGCAGUCCACAGGGAUCUGUAUCUGUAUCUGUGCGUGCGAGCGCCUCCCAGUCUGGGAUGCGGGCACUAGAAUGGACUGGGUAGAGAGUUCAAACUUGGGAACUUAGCUUGCCAAUUCUUUUUAAUAAUGUAAAAACAGUUUUCUAUAUGAAAUAUGCCAUAAAGAAUAUUCAUAUUAAUGUAUUUAAAUGACACAUGUACAGCAUAUCUGAUGAUAUGUUUAUAUAACUUUAUCAAAUGGUUAUUUAUUACCAAACUAUAUUUCUGAUAAAAUAUUUUAAGGUAAUACUUUCAGGGAUUUCUUUUUAUGAUGCUAGAAAUGUGAAAUAUCUUUUGAAAUUCUUCUCUGACAUAUGAUUUAUUUAUCACAAUUACUUUUUAAUAGCACAAUUCCAGAAUUUAGGGAAAUUUGCAUUCGGUUUACAGUUGCGAGCAAGUGUAUAUUUUAGUAAAGCUACAGCCUUUCUCUACCUCCCCCCUCCCCUACGAGUCCUUUCAUUUCUGCUCCUUUUGGCAUACUUUUAAGUUUUUCCACAUAAUUUAUCUUAGCUCCGUGAUAUCACUCAAGCUGUAUCGUAGACUUAAAAUACCUACUUAAAUUAAUACCCUUGCAGUUUUUAGAUUCCUACUACGGUCUGAAUUCUUAUGUCCCCAAAUUCCUAUGUUCAGAUUCUAACCUCCAGUAUGUUGGUGUUAGGAGGUGGGGCUUUGGGAGGUGACUGGGUCAUGAGGGUGGGGCCCUCGGGAAUAGGGUGGGGCCCCUGUAAGAGAGACUGCACACAGUUCUCCAGCCCCUUUCACAGUGAGAGGUCAGCCGUCUGUAGCCCAGAAGAGGCCUUCGCCAGAACCCAGCCACGCUGCCAUGCUGGUCUUGGACUUGGAGCUUCCAGAACUGGGAGAAAGAAAUUUCUCUUGUUUAUAAGCCACUCAGUGUCUGGUAUUUUGUUACAGCAGCCUGAACAGGCUAAGGCAAUUCCCAGUGACAAAUUCUCUCUUAAAACUUGUCAAAACGGAAAACAAAAUGUAAAGGGGUGUGAUUUUUCUCCUAGGCUCUGUAAUAUAUAGGUCUUUUAUUAAAGAGAUUGGUAUUUUAAAUACCAAUCUCUUUGUGGCCAUUUUGAAAAAUAAAGAUCUGAAGGAAAUAUAAUCUUAAGAUUUGGUAA
This is a messenger RNA of Equus quagga, 3803 nucleotides long. RefSeq names its product 5-methyltetrahydrofolate-homocysteine methyltransferase reductase (gene MTRR). The record is from RefSeq and is a predicted model, not a curated record. Gene Ontology annotation, biological process: homocysteine metabolic process. NCBI's taxonomy places the organism in Eukaryota, Metazoa, Chordata, Mammalia, Perissodactyla, Equidae. Gene Ontology annotation, cellular component: cytosol. The coding region runs from base 258 to 2354 and encodes 698 amino acids. The transcript is spliced from 15 exons. Gene Ontology annotation, molecular function: FMN binding; [methionine synthase] reductase (NADPH) activity; flavin adenine dinucleotide binding.